AAGGAAUGGGAGUGGUUGAAUCUGCUGGUAAUGGAAGCGAAACACGGGAGAGCUUCCUCAGACGGGCGAAGGUGCGCGAUCGGGAGAGGAUCGAUGAGUCCGCAGGUGCUUCUAGGAUCAGCCAGUCAAUAACCAGUGAAACAAUCAAUGUACGAGAGGCCUACCGAGGGCAGAGGAGGAAGACGCGGGAUCAGCAAUGAGCCCCGAUGCACGAAGCUCGUCGUACGAGAUUUCCUCAAAGUCGUCAAACAAUGGCUCGG
Molecule: messenger RNA, 260 nt
Organism: Laetiporus sulphureus 93-53
Lineage: Eukaryota; Fungi; Basidiomycota; Agaricomycetes; Polyporales; Laetiporaceae
Exons: 2
Coding region: 6-200 (64 amino acids)
Source: RefSeq, a predicted model, not a curated record